Drosophila grimshawi is the source of this 4558-nucleotide messenger RNA. RefSeq names its product DNA-directed RNA polymerase, mitochondrial (gene mtRNApol). The record is from RefSeq and is a predicted model, not a curated record. Gene Ontology annotation, biological process: mitochondrial transcription. Gene Ontology annotation, molecular function: mitochondrial promoter sequence-specific DNA binding; protein binding; DNA-directed RNA polymerase activity. The transcript has 8 exons. Bases 87 to 4226 code for a protein of 1379 amino acids. Lineage: Eukaryota; Metazoa; Arthropoda; Insecta; Diptera; Drosophilidae. Gene Ontology annotation, cellular component: mitochondrial DNA-directed RNA polymerase complex.
AACAAAAUAUUAUGCAAGCAUUGGACAUUAUUCUGUGAACAUUAAUUAAAUUUCGUACGACGACAUUACAAUUCCGCAGCUAUAAUAUGUAUCGUUUGCUGAGCGCCAAUCGCGCAACAGCCGUGCGACGUACGCUGCGACUGCCAACGCCUGCCUCAACAAACGGCUGCUGCUGCAGCUGCGGCGGUGGCAGCAGCGUCGGCAGCACUGCGCAUAAUUUUACACAAUAUCAGCAAUAUUAUCAAAUGCUUUACCGACAAGCACCGGCAACAACGACAACAAUAUCAGCACUGCGCACACACUCGUCCACGCCCACACAAACAGACGCCCAUGCGCUGGCCAAAAAGAAACGUUUGCGUAAACCGCGAUACGCAAAAUACGUGGAGCUCUUAGAGGUCACCGAACUCACUGCCAGUGAACGGAAAUCGCGAGUCAAACGUUUGAAAUCCAAGAAAUUGGCCGAAUUCAUACAGAAAACGCAAUUGCAAAUCUUAGAGAAGCGUGCCCGAGAGGAGCGGCGUGUUCUGAAGAAAGGAAAACCUGGCACCGAGGAGGCCGCACCGCGACAGCCGGCAGAGUAUCAAAAAAUCGAUAUAGAUCCAUUAGAUAGCUCUAUACUGGAGGCGGGCUUGUACGACGACAAGCCUUUGAUAUUUUUUGGCAAGGAGAUGUACACCAAACAGGUUAUUGCCAAUCCCGACGAGGUGCAUAAGAUACUGAAGAGCUUUCACAAUUAUCGAAAUAUUAUUGAGAGCAUGGAGAACGAGCAACAGGAUAAUGUUGAAGCGGAUUUGACCAGUUUUGGUUUAACUACGCCCAAGCAUAUACCGGAAACGGAAUUGUUGGAUCCCUUCGAAGCAAUCGAGCCUUAUAUUGAAGUCCAAGAAACGCAUAAAACAGAUGUGCCAGCAGUUAAUGUGCCCAAUGUUAAUGCCGUGACAGCCAAGUCCAAGAAACGUUUCAAGUCAAAGGUGCACGUCAAUGAGGAGCAGGAGCGUAUGGCCAAACAGCGUGCAUUGAUCAUAAAUUUAACCACAUAUCUGAAUGUUUGCGUCUCAGCCAACAUGCUGAACCGUGCUCUGUCCACCAUCUUUGCCUAUCGCAGUCGCACCAAGAAGAGCAGCGUACAGCAUCCAAAACUAAGCAGCAACCUUAUCACCAUCGAUCUUUACAACAUACUGUUGCAUGGUUAUGCGGGCAAGGGUUCUUUUGACCGCUGUCAGGAACUCUUUAAGCUCAUCCAUGAGGAUGGCUUGGAGUUUAGCGAACAAACGUAUGCGGCCACAUUCGAGUGUUUGGGCCGCGUUGAGUCGAAUGCACAGAAUCAACAGUUAAUUGAACAGUACAUAGCAGAGGCGGAACAACAAGGCUACAGUCUAAAUCAAAUCAUGGAUCGCUCCAAAUUUGUAUCGGAUCAACGUGAUAUUGCUCUGGAUGCUAUAAGACGCGUGCGUGCGGAAUUUAUGCCCGUCUAUGUGCCUCCCCCGUUGGGCUAUGACAACGAGCUGCUCAACGAUCUCAAUGCGCAGACUUUGCCCGUUGGUGCAACGCUGGAGGCUGAUGUCACAGCCGAAGAUUGUGUCAUUAUGAAUCCUAAGCGCGGUUAUAGCAAAACACAGCUGGAACAGCUGGCACGCGAGCAGCUACAGGUGGAACUGGAUGGCUACAUUACCAUCAAGUCCAUUGAGAAGACUAAAGAGUUUGCCAAUGCCGAAUAUUGUCGCUCGAAGCUCAAGGAGCUGGAGCAAGGCUGGCGCAAGCAAAUCUCGGCAGCGAUUGUGCGAGAUCUGAACACAUUGCGUGCUCAGGUGCGUUUCAAGCCGCAUGGUUAUAUGAAUUACUACACCUACUUGAAAGUACUCGACACGACACAGUUUGCUGACAUACUGAUCAAGGAGCUGUACAAACUGGCCGAAGGCUCAGAGACAUUCAGUCCGACGGUGAGUCAGCUGUACAAGGAACUGGGUCAGAAGGUGCAGCAAUGCUAUCAAAUCGAACAAAAGAAACAUAAUGGUAUUCUGGAGAAAAUCGGUGACAUAUACAGCGCAUAUUGUGAGCUCUGGGACAGUGGACGCACCACGGACAAUACGCGCCAGAUGUGGCAGCGAUUGGUGCACGACGAGCGCCACAGUGGACCCUCCAUGGAUCUGCCGGAGGUGCCGUGGCCAACGAAUGUGCUCGCUGGUGUCGGCAGAUUCCUCUAUAACAUCCUUAUGCGCGACAUUAAAAUCGAUGCGCAUAUUAUGCGCCAGAAGAGCAAAGCGAAGACAACAUCUGCAACAAUGGCGUCACAUAAUUUGCUGCCCGCAUUCUAUACGCUCUUUCGCAACCAGGGCAGAUUGGUGAAGGAGGAGGUUAAACCGCAUCCGGUGCUAUCACGAUUGCUGCGCGCUUCGCGCCAACAAACUCUUACAUUUGAUUCGAAUCUGGUGCCCAUGCUGUGUCCACCGCAGCCGUGGAGCACGCCACACAACGGUGGCUAUUUGCUGAACAAAUCGGAGCUGAUACGAUUACCACAUCAGGCUGUGCAGCAGUGGGAGCGCAUACGUUCCUCCAAUCCUCAACAUCUCUAUCCGGCCAUUGAUUCCCUCAAUCAGCUGGCCAGUGUGCCGUGGCGUGUCAACACCCAGCUGCUGGACGUCAUUAUUAAAGUAUUCCGGAAUGGCGGCAAUGCCAAACUGGAUGUACCCCAGCCGCCCAGCUCAUUGCCACCGUUGCCCACGUUGCCAUCGUCCGAUAAGGACAGCGAAACAGUAUCGCCGGCGGAACGGGCUAAACAGUUCCGCGAUAAGCUCGGCCAUCGACGCAAACAGGCCGAAAUGUACAGCUUGUGGUGCGAUGCACUCUAUCGCCUGUCGCUGGCACAACAUUACCGCGACAAGGUCUUUUGGCUGCCACAUAAUAUGGACUUUCGUGGUCGCGUUUAUCCCGUCCCGCCGCAUUUGAAUCACUUGGGCUCGGAUUUGGCUCGAUCGAUGCUCAUUUUUGAUCAGGCACAACCGUUGGGCGUCGAUGGCUUCAGCUGGCUGAAGUUGCACUGCAUCAAUUUGACGGGCAUGAAGAAGCGCGACUCAGUGCGCGAGCGCCUGCUGUACGCUGAGGAGAUAAUGCCCGACAUUCUGGACUCGGCAGACAAUCCGUUAACGGGUCGCAUGUGGUGGGCCAAAUCCGAUGAGCCGUGGCAAACGCUUGGCUGCUGCAUGGAGAUUGCCAAGGUGCAACGUUCACCUGAUCCUGCCGCCUAUCUCAGUCGCUUUCCCAUCCAUCAGGAUGGCUCCUGCAAUGGCCUGCAACAUUAUGCGGCACUCGGCCGAGAUCAGGCGGGCGCGUGUAGUGUGAAUCUAUCACCCUCUGCCAUACCCCAAGAUGUGUACAGUGCUGUGGCGACGAUGGUGGAGCGCACACGCAAAACAGAUGCCCAAAGCGGACUGCAUGUGGCGCAGGCUCUGGAAGGUUUCGUGCGGCGCAAGGUGAUCAAGCAGACGGUAAUGACUACAGUUUAUGGUGUCACUCGUUACGGAGCGCGUCUACAAAUUGCACGGCAAUUGAAAGACAUUGAUGAUUUUCCCAAAGAUUGGGUGUGGCCAGCGUCCACAUACUUGACCACCAAGACCUUUGAAAGCCUGCGCGAAAUGUUCACCUCAACGCGUGAGAUUCAAGACUGGUUCACGGAAUGUGCGCGACUCAUUGCCGGCGUCUGCAGUCAAAAUGUGGAGUGGAUAACGCCGCUGGGUUUGCCCGUUGUGCAGCCCUACAAUCGGCAGGAGGCCAAGCCUGUCCUGCGCAACAGUGGACUGCGCGUGAAUGCAAACAUGCCAAUGGAUAUGUACGAGCGUCCCAAUAUACUCAAGCAGAAGAACGCCUUUCCGCCAAAUUUCAUCCACUCGCUGGACUCGUCGCACAUGAUGCUCACCUCGCUCCACUGCGAACGACAGGGUAUUACCUUCGUCUCUGUCCACGACUGUUUCUGGACACAUGCGUGCAGGGUGCCCGAACUGAAUCGCGCCUGUCGCGAGCAAUUCGUUGCUCUACACUCGCAACCCAUACUAGAAAAGCUGUCUGAGUUUAUGCGGCAAACGUAUAGCUUUCGUGAUAACGACUUCACCAACGAUGGCUCUGUUGAGGAUCUUUCCAAGCGUCAGUUGAAUCGCACGUUGCGGCAAUUACCACAAAAAGGUGACUUUGAUCUGAACAAUGUUCUGAGCUCGGUCUACUUCUUCAGCUAAUUUUUUUCCUAACAUUGUGCCUGAUUGUAGUCAUUAGUCAUUUAUGUUGAGCCUAAGACACUGUUAAGUUUGGUAAAUACUUUGAUGCUUUUAAUACCAAAAAGAAAAAGAAAAACAAACAAAAAUAAGAACGACCAGUGAGUGAUGCAGCAGUAUAUGUGAUUUUGUAAGAGUUUACACAUAAAAAGUACACUUAAUAUUUUGAAUAUUAAAUGCCAAGCCAUCAAUUAUACAAAUUCUUAUAUUACUAUUUGACAAAUUAUUAACCCAUGUAGUAUUUAUACAUGCAAUCAAGAAGCUUGUUUUUUAAAUAAAACACCAAAAUAAAAAAU